UCCUCCUGACAGCUGGAAACAUGGCAGACGAGCACGGACGGAAAUGGGACCGCUGCCUCGCAGAUACCGCCUUGAAAACAGCAACUGGCCUUGGUGUUGGCAUUGUGUUCUCCGUCCUUUUCUUUAAACGACGCACAUGGCCCGUCUCAUUUGGUUCAGGUUUGGGACUGGGCAUGGGAUACGCCAACUGCCAGCAUGACUUCAGGUCACCAUAUCUGAUUCAUGGACGCAUGGUUAAGGACCAGUAGUGAAGGACUAAAGAUUAUGAGGAUUUGCAGAGAAGUGUCUCAUCUGUUUUCUAUGGUAUCCUUGUUAUUUUGCUGCUCAUUUCUGUCCUGGCACUAAUGUCCAACGAUGCCUGCGUUAUGUUUAUCAAAGGGCAAUUGGUGUAUAUUUAAUAAACAGAUUAUAAAGAA
Molecule: messenger RNA, 416 nt
Organism: Scomber japonicus (chub mackerel)
Lineage: Eukaryota; Metazoa; Chordata; Actinopteri; Scombriformes; Scombridae
Product: MICOS complex subunit Mic10-like
Exons: 4
Coding region: 21-248 (75 amino acids)
Cellular component (GO): MICOS complex; mitochondrial inner membrane; mitochondrion
Source: RefSeq, a predicted model, not a curated record